Molecule: messenger RNA, 351 nt
Organism: Lodderomyces beijingensis
Lineage: Eukaryota; Fungi; Ascomycota; Pichiomycetes; Serinales; Debaryomycetaceae
Source: the annotation of a GenBank genome assembly
AUGAGAAUCACAUCGCUAUUAGUCUCACUUCAGACUUUGAUAAUCGCUUUGACUUCAGCGGUGUACAUCCCGUAUUUCGUGCAAGUUCUACCUCGUCUAUACACCACCACCAGGAGAGAUUACCAGCCUCCUAAUGCCGCGGGGGAUACGCCUCGAGUCACUAAUGUGGGCCACAUACAACCACAUUCAACUACGUGCGAUACGCCAGGCACAACUCAGGUGUGUUUAUCCGAUGACGCGUCGCUGAAGAACUCAAACUCGACUGCGUCUAGCUCGAGCAGAGCUGGCGCGGGUAGCGUUGUUGCUACUGGAUGGACAUUGGCUCUCGCUGCUGGUUUCCUAUUAAUUUAA